Fusarium sp. VM40 is the source of this 1368-nucleotide messenger RNA. NCBI's taxonomy places the organism in Eukaryota, Fungi, Ascomycota, Sordariomycetes, Hypocreales, Nectriaceae. The record is from the annotation of a GenBank genome assembly.
AUGACGUCAAAUAGUCGUCCAUCAGACGAUGAUCUCCCCAAGGUUGAGGCUGACAAAGCGAACUCGACUCUUCAUGUUGUGGGAGAAGAGGCGAGGCCUAUCGACCUGGAGGUCAGCAGACGGGUUCUUAGGAAGAUUGAUCUUUUUUUGAUGCCGGCAAUGGUAAUCGGAUAUGGGUUGGUCUACUACGAUAAGGCAAUUCUUGGAAGUGCAGCGCUUUUUGGAAUGACUUCCGACUUGCAUCUGUCUGUUAUCGAUGCAUCAACCGACCCGCCUACAGUCAACACGUCGAGACUGAGCUGGGCGACGUCUAUCUUUUACUUUGGCCAGCUCAUUGGAUCAUACCCGAUGACGUACUUGCUCCAACGGUUUAACUCACGAUUCAUCCUGGGGCCUGUUGUAAUGUUCUGGGCUGUGAUAUGCGCUGCCACUGCGGGAGUAACAACAUGGCAAGGGCUGCUAGUCCUACGAUUCUUCCUAGGCUUCACGGAGUCUAUUGUGCCGACGGCUUUCAUGAUCACCGUCAGCGGGUACUAUACGCAAUCAGAGCAGGCCCUCCGCCAGAGCUGGUGGUUCUCGGGCACUGGCUGGUUCACUGUGAUCGGAAGCGCUCUCAACUAUGGGUUCGCCCAGAUCAAUGGCGGAGCUUUGAAGUCGUGGCAGUAUAUCUAUGUUCUGGCCGGCGGUUUGACGUUCCUUUUUGGUCUUUGGUGUUUUGCUCUUCCCAACUCAGUACUGAAUGCAUGGUUUCUAACCGAAGAGGAACGUGUCGUGGCUAUUGAGAGGCUACGAGCCGGCCACACUGGUCUGAAGAGCAACAAGAUCGAGUUCUAUCAAGUCAAGGAAGCCGUGUUAGACAUCAAGGUCUGGCUUGUGGCGCUAAUGAUGGCGUCAGCAUACACGGUCAAUGGUGCAGUGUCUGGCUUUGGACCUCUUAUUGUUUCAACAUUUGGCUACUCCCCACUCGAGAGUAUUCUCUUUCAAUUCCCACUUGGAUCUAUCUGUGCAGUCGGCAUUCCCUUGACUGGCUGGCUUUGCUCGCGUUAUCGCCACAUCCGGAUCCCAGUCCUUCUUUUUUGCUGUUUGCCAGUCAUCGCAGGGUUUGCAAUCAUAUGGAAGUCUGAAUGGAGAACUCGCCCUGUCGCUCCUGUGGUUGGUUAUUCCAUCAUCGGUUUCUUCGGUCCAGUCGUCAGUCUCACCGUCACCCUCGGAGCGGCAAAUGUGGCUGGUGAAACAAAGAAGAGCUUCAUGGCGUCGGCUGUCUUUGUCGCUUAUUGUGUUGGAAACAUUAUUGGACCUCAGCUGGUGCGAAGUGAAGAGAAAUCUCAGCAUUACCCACAACUUUGGACUGGCCUGAUUAUUUGGUGA